This is a messenger RNA of Hypoxylon trugodes, 1536 nucleotides long. RefSeq names its product chalcone isomerase. NCBI's taxonomy places the organism in Eukaryota, Fungi, Ascomycota, Sordariomycetes, Xylariales, Hypoxylaceae. Gene Ontology annotation, molecular function: intramolecular lyase activity. The transcript has a single exon. The record is from RefSeq and is a predicted model, not a curated record. The coding region runs from base 91 to 1233 and encodes 380 amino acids.
GUAUUUUUGAAUUGAAGCUUACCCACUCUUUUUUAUCCAAAGAAUGAAUUAUCGAUCUCUCAAUUCAAUCAUUCUAAGCUAUUGCCCACGAUGAAACCAAUACGUUCCUUACCGACGACGAAUAUCAUAUUCAAACCUCUAACUCCGCGUCCAUGCCGUGGCCCGAAUUGCCUACGUGGCAACCUACAACAAUGCCGAACGUUCCUUUCACGCAAGCGAACAUCCUACCGUGCCCUUGAAGGUUAUAACAUUAAUCGCAUGCGCUCCGAAUCAUAUGACUACUAUACACGACGGCGAACCUUUCUCUUAUGCGGUGCGAUAUCUGGUUUCGUCGGUAUAUUCUACUCAUCCUAUUUACUCUACCAAAAUAUCCAAAAACCUACGAAGUUAGAUAGCGGAUUACCCGACAAACUAGACCCUUUCAGCACCGAGGCUGGCUCGAAGCGUAAAACAGUUAUUCAUGAUGGUGAUGGGACAGAGCUUGUACCGACGGGAAACAGCACCGUUACUACAUUUCCGCGACUACUGGAUCUCGAGCUUGGGGCCUCAGAAGGUCAAGAGAGGAUCAAUGGUGUGGAGUAUACCUUAGUUGGACUAGGCGUAAGAACGGUGAGCUUCUUGGGUAUUCAGGUGUAUAUGGUGGGAUACUACAUCGCAACACAAGAUAUUGCUGCUAUUCAAUCGCGCCUAAUCAAGGAGAUAAAUCCGAUCGCGACAACAUUGGUACCCAACGAGAAGGAGGAAUUACGCAAAGCGCUGCUAGAUCCAGUGCGGGGAGAAAAGCUGUGGAGUGAUAUUCUAUUGGAGGUCCGCCCACGCUCCCUGUUCAGAGUUGUCCCCGUGAGAGAUACCGACUUUCAUCAUUUGAGAGACGGUUUCGUGCGGGCAAUCACUGCGAGGUCACAAGGCAACAAUCGUGACUUUGGAGACGAGUCAUUUGGAGAAGCUAUGAAAGAGUUCCGAGGUUUAUUCAACCGAGGCAAAGUACCCAAGGGCCGUGAGAUGUUGUUGGUCAGAGAUGCUGCUGGGCAGCUGACCAUUACCUUUGAUGCUGGCAAGGCCGGUAUGGGCACCAUCGGACGUGUCCCUGAGGAACGGGUAUCCCGAUUGUUGUGGCUUAACUACCUAGCCGGUAGUAAGGUUGCGUCUGAACCGGCAAGGAAGAAUAUUGUCGAGGGCAUCAUGGAGUUUGUGGAGCGACCUGUGGGUACCGUCGCGACACAAGUGAUAUGAUACAUAUGCCGGACUCACCUAUAGCUGAAGGUUGUACGUUAUUUCUGAGCGCCAAGGAGUUGUACAUUUGGUGUAUAUUAUGCAGCAUUCCAUUUCACUCUACAGUGUCAUUCAGCAGAGAAGCAGCAUCGUGAUCAUGCCCAUUAUUGCCCAUUUUUUACUCUACUACCUACCAGCUACUUGUCUUCUUCGGUAAUGCAAAAUAGCCCGGAUGAUUCGAAAGAGAUGUUACUUGGCCGGGUAUACUAGGCUAAAGAUCCGAAUGCGACAAUCUCUUUAUUCACCUCCUCGAUCCGAGUUGCU